AUUUUUUUUUUUUUUGUUUUUUCAGUUAGGUCAUGGAGUACAGGCUCUGUUCCAACACGUUAAUGAACCGCCGACCAAGAUCAUGCUCCUUGGGGGAAUAUGCAGUGCCGCUACCAGGCCUAUUGCCGAGUGCUCUCACCUCAUGAACCUAAUACAGGUCAGCUAUGGUGCAUCUUCCUUUUAUUUAUCGGACAAAGAAAAAUAUCCACUGUUCUUCAGAACUGUACCUCCAGAGGAGGGCCACAAUCACGGUCGCGUAGCUGUGCUGAAGUAUUUUAAAUGGGACCGGAUUGCCAUAGUAACGGAAAGGGAGCCUUACUACGAAGCUGCUUUGGCGAGUCUGACAAAACUCCUUGAAUACAACAACAUUACAAUCGUGGCUCAGGAAUUACUUGGUGACAGUAAGGAAGAAAUUCAUGAAUCUCCAAUCAAAAUACUGAAGGAUAGAGAUGCUCGAGUAAUUGUUGGACUUUUCUCAGAGGAAAAGGCUGUAGAGGUUUUCUGUCAGGCUUACAAGCAAGGCUUUUAUGGGAAGAAGUACGUCUGGCUGUUGAUAGACUGGUACCAACCCCGCUGGUGGGACAAGCACGCUGUUCAUGCGUCUAAGCUCAGCUGCAAGACGAAGCACGUGAUCGAAGCCUUCGGUAAUUACAUCAGCACGGAGUUCCUGAAAGUCGGGCCCAACUCACCGGACAUAAUAGGAGGCGAGAAAACCUAUCUCAAAUGGAAGGACAAAGUCGAAGAGCUUGGAUUUUAUUCAGGUUUUGCAUACGAUGCCGUUAUCGCCAUGGCUCUAGCUCUGAACAAGUCAGAAGAAGUCCUCGCCAGGAAAAAUAAAAGCUUGGCGAAUUUUACUUACGACGACUCGGAGAUGGCACAGUUGUUCAAAAACUCAUUGUCAGAAGUCACAUUUCUUGGAUUUUCGGGUCGCGUAUACUUUAACAAACAAGGAGAGAGAAAAGGAGUGAUAACAGUUGGCCAAAUGCAAGACCAAGAAACAAAAAUGCUGGGGAACUACACAGUGUUAACAGACAAGCUUGUUCUUGAAUCCUCGAAGUUCGUUUGGGAAGGCGGCAGCGUUCCAGUGGACCAAAUGACCACAGUCGACAAACUUUUGACAGUUUCCAUUGGUUUGUUCGCUUUCUUCUGUGCGGUGGAAGUCCUGGGAAUCAUAAUGGCCGUAGCUUUCUUGGCAUUCAACAUCAGCCACAGUAAUCAUAGGUAUAUCAAAUUAUCAAGUCCUCGUAUGAAUAACGUGAUUGUGGUUGGUGCGAUUCUUAUUUACAUCGCCGGGAUUCUGCUCGGCAUUGACGGUAACUUUGUAAGCGCUGACGUUGAAGCAAUUUUACGCUGCAGGUUUUCUACCUGGGUGGCUUGCUUUGGAUUCACGUUAGGGUUUGGUGGCAUGUUCCUUAAGACCUGGAGGGUUCACAAAAUAUUUCUCAAUCGUACAAAGAAAAUGGUCAUCAGUGACUACCAGUUGUUUGCCAUGCUUGGAUUGUUCGUAUCUAUCGACCUUCUUAUUCUCAUGGUCUGGGAAAUUAUCGAUCCACUUUAUGCCAGUAAUUACUACUCUGAACGAGAGGAAUACAGUUCAUCCACGGACACACAGUACAAGCCUUAUUAUAUCGACUGCACGUCUGCACAUCCCAGUGUGUGGCUCAGCGUUAUCUACGCCUACAAAGGUCUCAUGUUAGCAUUUGGUGCUUUUAUGGCCUGGGAAACAAGGAAUGUGACAUUUGCCGCGUUGAAUGAUUCGCGCCAUAUCGGCAUCUCUGUGUACAACGUGGUGUUUCCGUGCGCGCUGGGCAUGACGGUCGUCAACGUGGUUGACUAUCACCCGGAUGUAACCUUCGCUGUUCUGUCCGUGCUGGUGGUGUUCUGUACUACUAUCACGCUUUGUCUUGUCUUUUUUCCAAAGAUCUCAAACGUUAGGGCAGACCCUCUUGGAACAAGCAGACCUCGUUUUGUAGCGGGUUUGAACAGUCAAACACCACAGACACGAACAGAGGAGAGACAACAGUUACGACCAGAACAAACUCGUGAGCCAAACUCCAACCCUAAGCAAAAACCAGAGGAGAAACAACGCGCUAAUACCACUCUUAUAUGAAGAUCAAUGUCGAUGCACGCAGCAAACGAAAAGCGAGGGGAAGUUGCCAUGGUUCAUCAUUUUUUACUUGCGAACUCUUUUAGUAUCAUUUGUUUGAGAAGACAGGAAUACCUUUACAUUAUCGUUUUACCAAGGAAGAAAAUGAUAAACUAGGAAAUAGCAAGCUUGGUUUCACAUUAGAUAAGAUCAAGAACGAUCACGAACUACGGAGACUUCGGGCUUGUGGCUUCUAGCAAGGAUGAGUUGGAAAGAGUUACAGAUCUUUCUCCGAUCUUUGCGCCACAAAGAAUUUCGCGCUGACGAAAACACGAGAAGUUUGGCAGAUUAGCGAGACAUUUAGUACAGCACACGGUUAAAAAAAAAAAACUCUUUUGCCACAAAGAGGAUCCUUAGAACUACAAGCCAGUGAAAUUCUGACGUUCAUCUGAGUUCUUGGAGGCAUAUUCUUCAGAUAUGCAUUACCCAUAACCUGUUAAAUACAAACACAAAGUUAUUGUCAACUGAUGUUGAACCGUCUUCAAUCAGUUUCGGUUUCAGUCUCACCGUUGUUCAAACACUGCAAGCCAAAGUUCAGGUUUAAUAAUCUGCACGAAAACUCUCAGCUUUAUUAUUGUUUUCAAUGAGAAAUUGUCAUUAACUGUACGUACGAGGUAUUACGAACCUCAGUCGCAAGCAUUAAAAUACGGGGAAUAACCGG
Orbicella faveolata is the source of this 2807-nucleotide messenger RNA. Its product is annotated as gamma-aminobutyric acid type B receptor subunit 2-like. Gene Ontology annotation, cellular component: G protein-coupled receptor heterodimeric complex; membrane. Gene Ontology annotation, biological process: gamma-aminobutyric acid signaling pathway; G protein-coupled receptor signaling pathway. Lineage: Eukaryota; Metazoa; Cnidaria; Anthozoa; Scleractinia; Merulinidae. Gene Ontology annotation, molecular function: G protein-coupled GABA receptor activity. The record is from RefSeq and is a predicted model, not a curated record.